Molecule: messenger RNA, 557 nt
Organism: Notolabrus celidotus (New Zealand spotty)
Lineage: Eukaryota; Metazoa; Chordata; Actinopteri; Labriformes; Labridae
Gene: phf5a
Product: PHD finger protein 5A
Exons: 4
Coding region: 103-435 (110 amino acids)
Biological process (GO): mRNA splicing, via spliceosome
Cellular component (GO): U2 snRNP; catalytic step 2 spliceosome; precatalytic spliceosome
Source: RefSeq, a predicted model, not a curated record
CCCUGUGGCCGCUAGGUGGCGGUAAACAAACUCCUGACUCGUAGUUUACGGGUCAAAGGUGAAAGUUGAAACUAGCUGCAGCGCUCGCUGUACGUAAGAACGAUGGCUAAACAUCAUCCAGAUUUGAUCUUUUGCAGAAAACAAGCGGGUGUCGCUAUCGGGAGACUCUGCGAGAAAUGUGAUGGAAAGUGUGUCAUCUGUGAUUCCUAUGUGAGGCCCUGCACACUUGUGCGCAUCUGUGAUGAGUGUAACUACGGCUCCUAUCAGGGGCGCUGUGUUAUCUGUGGGGGGCCCGGAGUAUCUGAUGCCUACUACUGCAAAGAAUGCACCAUCCAGGAGAAAGAUCGGGAUGGCUGUCCUAAGAUUGUGAAUUUGGGCAGUUCAAAGACAGAUCUGUUUUAUGAAAGGAAGAAGUAUGGCUUCAAGAAGAGGUGAAGAUGCUCCAGCCCAGUUCUUGUUUUAGUUAAUUUUUUUCACUCUGCAGAGUUUCCCAAAAACAUCAAGAAACUUUUCUUUUUGACUUGUCAAUAAAGUUCUCUUUUGUAUUGCCUUCUUUA